CUCCACUAUAAUAUGCCACAGGAUAACCUAGAAUUGCAGUGACUUUAAGAAUUGAUUAACUGCUUGUUAGAGCAUCAGAUCGGAAUGAGUCAGGGACUGUUGCUGUGGUGCCCAUCAUGUUAAUGAUGUUGUGAUUUGAGACAUUGAGCUUUAGGAAUGAACCGGAUUCCACUCCGCUAUAAUUUUCAUUUUCACACUUGAAAAGUUGUUUUAGAACUGAAAUGACUUGACUUGAUUGACAUUAAGUGCCUCCAGGCUCUCACAAAUGAAUAUUUGCAGGCUUUUCUCAUUCAAGCUGAAGUUUCUGCAUCUUUAGACCUUUGGACAAUUGACAAUGUCAUAUAAUACUCUACUGGUGAUGGAAAUUUUUUCUUUUAACCUUUUUUUAAAAACAUCUUAUAAACUACAUUUAUAAGAGUAGUAUAGUAUCAUUCAUCAAUCAUACUACUACAAUGAUUGAUGAAUGAUUAAUCGAGGAAAGCACUAACAUUUAUUACUAUCAGCCCUGAACUACAUUGAUAAACUGUUGCGGCUGUCUGCCUGGAGGUGUGGCUGAGUGCGUGCCGCAACGUGCGCGUAACGGGGAGCAUGUGGCUCCGCGGCGCGCCUCAGCAGGUGGAUGCAAACCGGACUAAUCAGCAGCGCGCAUCCGAACUAUAAAAACGGCGCGCCGGCCAUUUUGGAAACAAAAGACAACUGAGACGGCAGAAGCAGAAGAAUCUCCUCACACUGUCACAAACAGAUCUGAGCGCAUGGGAAAAGGACUUUAUCAAAGACGGGCUACCGGUUUUUCACCUUCCCUACUUCCUGGGUGAAAUCCUGAAGUCUGGUCAAGUCCUUCCUUUUUCAAGUGUGGGAAGCCAUGAUGCAAUGAAGAACCGACCGUGACCAGCGACCAGCGAAGACUCCACUUGUGGCCACAACCAAGAGGUAGAGGACUCCACCUGGGGCCUGGAGGAUAAAGCCUGCUGUCUGUCAGUCGAAGGGGACAAAAUGGCCGAGUUGAAGUCACUUGAGGAACUGAAAGUAGAGAGGACCACAGUUAAGAGACUUUUCUCCCGUCUUGCCAAUAGCAUUACUAGAACCCACAUGGAGAUGUCUAUGGAGGAGUUACAAGAGAACUUCAAGAAGCUUACAGUAGAAAGCUCAAAGGCAAAUGAAGACGUGGAGGCCGCUUACAUGGCAGAGUGCAAGGCAGCUACUACAGAGGAGCUGAGCGACCUACAGAAAGCCGACAUAGAGAAGACAGAGAAAGAAUGUGAGCAAAAGACUAAAGAAGUUACUCAUGGUCCGAGAGACACUGUGGGCCAUGUAUGGCGAAAAAGAACUGUCCCUGGCUCUACAAGUUGCAGAGUGUGAGAAUGUUCCUCCACUCAGCAGGACGCAACUCUGAAGGCAUAUGAGUUUAUGCUGACCCACUUAGAGAAGUUCGUGCACAAGGCAAAAGAAGCGCACCACAACUGGAACCGCUGGGCUCCACCAGCCGAGCAAAAAGAUUUCGACCACCGUGUAAGAGGGCUCGAUGCGUACCUUCCCAGGCUGGUGUCGCGGAAGGCUUCCUUCAUCAAAGCAGCAAGUGUAAAGGAGCAUGCUGAACAAGAACCCAUCUCAGUUCGUGGCUUAGCUCCAGUAGCAGUGAUAAAGCUGAAAGCCACAGCCCUGCCAAAGUUUGAUGGCAACAAACGAGACUACUACAGAUGGAGAAAAGAAUGGGAGGCACUGCAGAAGCAAGGUGAGCCUACCGGCUCAAAAUAAGUAAAGAAAUUUCAAUUGCUCAUUAGCCUUGACGAGAGGGUGGCCAAAGAUCUUCGUUUGUCAACGUACAGCUCAUUGGACGAGAUAUUUCGAGUUCUGGACAACCGGUUCGGGAACCAAGCCACAAUUGCUCUCAAGAUCAUCGAAGAGCUACAAACAAUUCCACCAGUCAGGAGCGGCCAGCCAAGAAUAAACAUAAAGCUCAUCCAAACUAUGGAAAAGGCCCUUUAUGAUUUAAGUGAACUUGGAAAUGCAGACACCAUAAAGAACCCACUAGUGACUAAAUCCAUCGAGAGCAAGCUUCCAGAAACUCUGAUAAAGGACUGGCUCACCUGUACUGCAGACGAGGGAAACGCUGUUAACCACCAGAACCGUUCCGACAAGCUCAUCACGUUCCUGAGAUCACAAGAAUCCAUAUAUGAACAAUUAGAUCAACUAAGUGAUGUCGUCGAACCCCCCCCCCCAGGAGAAAACCAAGUUCCUAAAGUAUGCCAGAACAAAGACAACCAAGUCCAGCAGUGACACAACAGACUGCAUCAUCUGUGGUGACCCAAAGCACAGAAAGAGACUGUAUUUCUGCUGAAGGUUUAGGACCAACCUAAAGCCAUUGGAGAAGAGGACCACAGCACAACAACUCGAUGCCCCGAAGUCCACAACAGCGGCUACUGCAGAAGGACCACUUACCUGUGCAGGAAUGCAGAGUGCACAGACCAACACCACUAUCUUCUCUGCCUAGCUGCCAAACCCCAGUCCCAAACAACACCCAAAUCUAGUCCAGUGAAAGCUGAGGGCAAAAGAUACACUGAAGCCCAAGAAGAGUUCUUCUCCAAACUUCCACCUGAGCUGGCACGGCAGUGUCGAAAUGCCUUCUGCAACAUCUUGUCCAGGGCAUACAUCUCCACCGCGGCUGGAAGAGGUCUUCUCGAGGAGAACGGCUUAAACGAGUACCCAGUCAUCCUGAUGCUCCUUGACGUCACAGCCAAUGAUGGACAAAGGAUCGGGACCCUCAUUGAUCUGGCAUCAGACACAAACUACAUCACACAUAGAGCUGCAAGCAAAUUGAACCUUAGAAGUGAAGACGUGAUGCUGGUGGUCCAUGGCGUCGGAGGGGUGAAAGUGUCUGUUGCAACUAAACACUACCUCCUCUAGAUACGUGUCAACACCCCAAGAGGAACUCUCAAGUCACAUCAACUGAUCUGCUAUGGACUUGAUGAAACAGCAGAAGUUCACAGACAUGUUCCAGCCACUAAGUUACAGAAGAUUUUCCCGAAUGUUCCCCUCAAAGACCUCACAAGACCCAGAGAAAUACAACUCCUAAUCAGCCACAAAGAAGGCCAAUUAGUACCCCAGAAAGUUUGUUCUGUCGCUUGGCAAGACCAUUGGAGGCACGCAUCCAGACCUCUUCGAGGAAGUUAGCUUAAUGGCCCAUAUGUCAAAAACACAUUUUGCAAGAUCUAUGAGAACUGCAGCAGUCAAGUACAGUGAACUCACCUGUAAAGAUCCAGUCUCCUCUCAGCCUUCCGACCAUCCCAGCAUCCAGUUCUAUACAGCCACUAGCAACAGAGACUUUCUGAAGUUCUGGGAGUGGGAAAGCAUCAGAGUCAUCUGUGAGCCAAAAUGUGGAGGAUGUCACUGAGGGAAUUGCCAACCUGGAGGGAAAGAAAUGACACUGGCCGAAGAAAGAGAAAUGGAAAUGGCUUGACGUAUGUGAACGGAGAUCACCACUGCUCUGAACCACACUGGCAUGCCAUGUAUCCAUAGACAGAAGAUCCAGCAUCUGUACCCAACAACAGGAGAGCAGUUGGAGCCACAUUCCUCAGAACGAAAAAAACAGCUGGCAAAGGAACCAGAGUGGGGAAUGGCCUAUGCAUCACAAGUCCACGAAAUGGUUAAUCACAAAGCUGCAGUGAAGCUGUCCAAAGAAGUUCUGCAGAGCUGGACCGGGCCAGUGUGGUACAUAAGUCACCUGAUCGCACCAAAUCCGCAUUCUGUCUCCACCCCAGUGAGUCUAGUAAGGAACAGCAGCCAGAGGUACAGAGGACUGAGCUUGAACAAUAUACUGAUCAAAGGCCCUGAUGUACUAAAUCCAAUCAGAGCAGUCCUGCUGAGAGCUGGUGUCUUUGCUGCCCUUGGUGACAUCCGCAAGAUGUACAACUCUGUCUGGUUGGAGGAGAGAGAGGUUCAUUUCCACAGGUUCCUGUGGCGCAACACUGAAGAUGCUGAAAUAGAAGAUUUUGUCAUAACAAGAGUGAAUAUUGGAGACAAACCAGCUGGUUGCAUAGCCCAAGUUGCCAUGCGGGAGACAGCCAAUUUGUCUCCAUUCAGACUCAAAGAAGAGAAACGUGUCGUGGAGGAAGACGUCUAUGUCGAUGACAUCCAGACCUCACACAACAACCUCGACCACUUGAAACUCCUCAUCUCCAACAUUGAGCAGAUCCUUAAAGCUGGAGGAUUCUUCAUGAAGCUCUGGGUCUACUCCAGUCAAAGUGGGAGGAAAGAGCCAAGUGGUAGAAACACAGAGUCAAAGACAGUGAUCCUGCCAAACCAGCUCACUGAAAAGGAUAACAAAGCCCUCAGCCUGGGUUACACCAUUGAAGGCGACAAGCUUACAUGUCAUGGUUGCGGUGAACUUUUCUAAGAAAAAGAAGAAAAUGCACCUUGGUCAGAACUUACUGAGAGAAGAAGUAAAACACCAAACCCCAGAUCCACUCACCAAAAGGAAACUAUUAAGCCAAGUGUCUGGUCUCUAUGAUCCGCUCGGUCUCGUGGCUCCUGCAAAGCAGAAGGGAGCCAUCCUGAUCCUAAGAGCUUUUCAAGAAGCAAAAGUAAUUUACUACAGAAGAGACACCUGGGAUGCUGCCUUGUCCAAAGAGCUCAGAGAAGACGCCAUAAAACUUCUCAAAGAGUAUGCUGACCUGAGCCAACUCAGAUUCAGCCGACCCCUGUCUCCACCAGAUCCAUGUGCAAGACAAAGUGGCACCUUUUCUGAUGGCAGUGAGCACGCAUACAGCGCCAUGCUCUACCUACGCUGGAGCUGCAGCCAUGGUGUCGUCGUAAGGCUGGUUGAGUCCAAGGCCAAACUGACUCCUCAACUGCGAGGGUGACCCUGUGAAGGCAGAAAUGUGUGGAGCAGUCUUUGCAGCCCGACUCAAGAACUAUUUCUGGAAACACUGCCGAAUCAAAGUCAAGAGGUGGUAUAAUCUUGUCGACAGUCAAGACAGUCUUGAGCGCUGUACAGCAAGAGAGUUACGGCUACCAGACCUUUUUCCCGAGCUGAGUUGGCGAGAUCCAGAACAGCAGCGACGUCCGAGAUUGGUGGUGGAUUCCAGGGCCGGUAAACAUCGCAGAUAUCAGCACCAGAGGGGCCAGUUCUGAUGAACUAACUGAGGA
This is a messenger RNA of Scatophagus argus, 5145 nucleotides long. RefSeq lists its product as uncharacterized. The record is from RefSeq and is a predicted model, not a curated record. The coding region runs from base 3500 to 4393 and encodes 297 amino acids. The transcript has 2 exons. Lineage: Eukaryota; Metazoa; Chordata; Actinopteri; Scatophagidae.